Molecule: messenger RNA, 10203 nt
Organism: Sceloporus undulatus (fence lizard)
Lineage: Eukaryota; Metazoa; Chordata; Lepidosauria; Squamata; Phrynosomatidae
Gene: SLC4A7
Product: solute carrier family 4 member 7
Exons: 27
Coding region: 177-3986 (1269 amino acids)
Biological process (GO): regulation of intracellular pH; bicarbonate transport; monoatomic anion transport
Cellular component (GO): basolateral plasma membrane; plasma membrane; apical plasma membrane
Molecular function (GO): monoatomic anion transmembrane transporter activity; solute:inorganic anion antiporter activity; sodium:bicarbonate symporter activity
Source: RefSeq, a predicted model, not a curated record
GCGAGCCGGCUGGGCUCAGCGGCGAGAGCAAAAACCAGCCGCCGAAGAAGGAGGGGGUCUUUUGCUGCUUUGAGCAGGAGACUUGUAAUAGGCGCUCAACAGAGGGCCUUCACAUCCCCCCCGCCCAAGCUGUCUUCUGGAGUCCCACUGCAUCCGCCUCUACGGCGGACCGUACCAUGGAGGAGGAGCGCGCAGGGGAGCAGAUGAGACCGCUACUCACCACGGGUCAUGAUGAAGAAGCUGUUGUGGAUACAGGUAAAAUUAGCUCUACUAUCAACACAAAUUUUGAGAAAGAAGAACUUGAAAGUCACAGAGCUGUGUAUGUUGGUGUGCAUGUCCCCUUCGGAAAACAAGGUCGACGGCGUCAUAGACACCGUGGACAUAAACACCAUAGAAGAAGAAGAGAAAAGGAAACUGAUAGAGAAGAUGGGCGAGAAUCUCCCUCUUAUGAUACACCAUCCCAGAGGGUGCAGUUUAUUCUUGGUACUGAAGAUGAUGAUGAAGAACACAUUCCUCAUGAUUUGUUCACUGAAAUGGAUGAACUUUGCUUUAGAGAAGGACAAGAAUAUGAAUGGAAAGAAACUGCCAGAUGGCUGAAAUUUGAAGAAGAUGUAGAAGAUGGUGGCGAGCGGUGGAGUAAACCUUAUGUAGCUACCCUGUCUCUCCACAGUCUAUUUGAACUCAGGAGCUGUAUUUUAAAUGGGACAGUUAUGCUGGAUAUGAGAGCCAAUACACUGGAUGAAAUAGCAGAUAUGGUAUUGGAUAACAUGAUUGCUUCCGGUCACUUGGAGGAAUCUAUGAGAGAGAAUGUCAGAGAAGCUCUUCUGAAGAGGCACCAUCAUCAGAAUGAAAAAAAAUUCAGUAAUCGGAUUCCCCUUGUUCGAUCUUUUGCUGAUAUAGGCAAGAAACAUUCUGACCCUCUCUUGCUUGAAAGAAAUGGGGAAGGCCUUUCAGCCUCCCGCCACUCUUUGCGAGCAGGUCUCUCUGCUUCAAAUAUUUCCCUGAGAGGAGAGAAUCGUUUGUCCCUUCUUCUCCAUUACCUUCUUCCUGGAUCUCCAGCGUCCUCAAGGAGAACAACCCCUUUACCUACCCCACAAAGCACUCCACCCUCCAGUCCUAGGUGCGAUCAUGAGACAACCACAAAUAUACAGCCAGCUGAGCUUCAGGGUGCCGAACUUCUAGUGUCUCCUUCUAGUGAUGAUAUCCCUAAAGUAAUAAUCCAUCCACCUGAGGAGGAUUUAGAAGCUGAGGAAAAUGUGGAGAAGAUGACAGAAGAUAAUAAUGACAUAACAUCAGGACUCCUUGCAUCACCACAGUCUGCUCCUGGUAAUUUGGAUAUUGGAAAAAGUGGGGAAGUUAAAAGUAGUGGAGCAGGAGGAAGUAGAGAAAACAGCACUGUUGAUUUUAGCAAGGAAUCUGCCUCCUGGCACUGUAGUUGUGGCACACUUGGUGUGGGACUCAAGAGGUCAGCUGUAGAUAUGAACUUUAUGCGGAAGAUUCCUAUAGGGGCCGAGGCAUCAAAUGUCUUGGUGGGAGAAGUGGACUUUUUGGAGAGACCAAUUAUUGCUUUUGUGAGGCUAUCCCCUGCUGUACUUCUCACAGGUCUCACAGAGGUUCCUGUUCCUACACGAUUCCUUUUUUUGUUGCUGGGUCCAGCAGGCAAAGCACCUCAGUACCAUGAAAUUGGACGCUCAAUAGCAACACUUAUGACUGAUGAUGUUUUCCAUGAUGUUGCUUAUAAAGCCAAAGACCGAAAUGAUCUGUUGUCUGGCAUAGAUGAAUUUUUAGAUCAAGUGACUGUUCUGCCUCCAGGAGAGUGGGAUCCAUCUAUACGAAUUGAGCCACCUAAAAGUGUUCCUUCUCAGGAGAAAAGAAAGAUACCUAAAUUUCCAAAUGGAGUUGUUUCUCCUGGAGAGUCUCUUAAAGAAGAAGGCCAUCAUGCGGGACCUGAGCUACAGAGGACUGGAAGGCUUUUUGGUGGUUUGAUACUUGACAUCAAAAGGAAAGCACCUUUUUUCUUGAGUGACUUCAAGGAUGCAUUUAAUCUGCAGUGCCUGGCCUCGAUUCUUUUCCUAUACUGUGCCUGUAUGUCUCCUGUAAUCACUUUUGGAGGGCUCCUUGGAGAAGCUACAGAAGGCAGAAUAAGUGCAAUAGAGUCUUUAUUUGGAGCAUCAUUAACUGGGAUUGCCUAUUCGCUUUUUGCUGGGCAACCUCUAACUAUACUGGGAAGUACUGGACCUGUACUAGUGUUUGAAAAAAUAUUAUUUAAAUUCUGCAAAGACUAUGGGCUUUCCUAUCUUUCCCUACGAACCAGCAUUGGCCUAUGGACAUCAUUUUUAUGCAUAUUGUUAGUAGCAACUGAUGCUAGCAGCCUUGUGUGUUACAUCACUCGAUUUACUGAGGAGGCUUUUGCUGCUCUUAUUUGCAUAAUAUUUAUAUAUGAAGCACUGGAAAAGCUUUUUCAUUUGGGAGAAAUAUACCCUUUUAAUAUGCACAAUGACCUCAAUAGACUGACAUUGUAUUCAUGUGUUUGUUCAGAGCCUCCAAAUCCCAGCAAUGAGACACUGGUGGCAUGGAUGAGAAAUAACAAAACUGUAGAAUCUAUACCAUGGGCUAAUCUCACAGUUGAGCAAUGUAAUGAUCUUCAUGGAAUAUUUGUUGGAUCAGCAUGUGCCCACCAUGGUCCAUAUUUUCCAGAUGUUCUUUUUUGGUCUGUCAUAUUAUUCUUCACAACAUUUUUCCUCUCCUCUUUCCUCAAGCAAUUCAAGACUAAACGUUAUUUUCCCACUAAGGUGCGUUCUACAAUAAGUGACUUUGCUGUGUUUUUAACAAUAGUGAUUAUGGUUACCAUAGAUUAUCUUGUGGGAGUUCCUUCUCCUAAACUUCUUGUGCCUGAAAAAUUUGAGCCCACACGAAGUGACCGGGGGUGGCUUAUAGAUCCUCUAGGAUCUAAUCCUUGGUGGACACUUUUGAUAGCUGCAGUUCCUGCUUUACUCUGCACCAUUCUCAUUUUUAUGGACCAGCAAAUUACAGCAGUUAUUAUCAACAGGAAAGAACAUAAACUCAAGAAAGGUUGUGGCUAUCACCUGGAUCUGCUCAUGGUUGGCAUUAUGCUAGGUAUAUGCUCUGUCAUGGGCUUGCCUUGGUUUGUGGCUGCAACUGUUCUUUCUAUAAGUCACGUGAACAGUUUAAAAGUAGAAUCUGAGUGUUCUGCUCCAGGAGAACAGCCAAAGUUCUUGGGAAUUCGUGAACAGAGGGUGACAGGAUUAAUGAUUUUUGUUCUGAUGGGUCUGUCAGUGUUCAUGACCUCUAUAUUAAAGUUUAUUCCAAUGCCAGUUUUGUAUGGUGUUUUUCUUUAUAUGGGAGCAUCCUCACUAAGAGGCAUCCAGUUUUUUGAUCGUAUCAAAUUGUUUGGGAUGCCUGCGAAACAUCAGCCAGACUUGAUCUAUCUGCGUUAUGUGCCACUCUGGAAGGUCCACAUAUUUACCGUAGUUCAGCUUACCUGUCUUGUACUUCUGUGGGCAAUUAAAGCAUCUGCUGCUGCUGUUGUUUUUCCUAUGAUGGUUUUAGCUCUUGUUUUCAUUCGCAAACUUAUGGAUUUGUGUUUCACCAAACGGGAGCUCAGUUGGCUUGAUGAUCUUAUGCCAGAAAGUAAGAAGAAGAAGGAAGAUGACAAAAAGAAAAAAGCAAAGGAGGAAGCUGAACGAAUGUUUCAGUCAGUGGACAGUGAAACUGUACACCUUCCAUUUGAAAGAGGCGAUGUGUUACAAAUUCCUGUGAAAGCUCUAAAAUACAGUGUUGAUCCUUCUGUUGUAAACAUAUCAGAUGAAAUGGCCAAAACUGCACAGUGGAAGGCUCUUUCCAUGAACACUGAGAAUGCCAAAGUAGCAAGAUCUAACUUGAGCUUUGAAAAAGAAGACAGUGUGAAAAUAGAAAUUGAAAAUACACCAGAAAUGAAGUAUGUAGAUGCUGAAACCUCAUUAUAGAAGCAAAAAGGGUAUAUAUCAUUUUAUAGGAUAUACUGACUUCCAAGCUUCUUUCGAGUACUGAAACUGAACUCUAGAUACUGUAUAUGAAGCAACAAGUGUUUCAGAUAAGAAGUGGCAAUCACUUGGGAAAUAUUUAUUUUAAUGGAAUAGUUAUUUCAUUUUUUUAAAUAGGAAAAUUGAAAUUGCUUUUUAGUUAUCAGUAAAUGUCAAAUCACCUUUAAUUGUAAAUUAUUGAUCUGCAUUAUGUAAACAUUUUGAGCAUGUAGCUUUUUUAUUAAACAAUAUAAUUUAUUACAAUAUCCACAAACUGUUUUCAGGCAAUUACUGUUUGGGUUUUUGCAAAAUGUUAUGUGUUUCCAUUUCCAUAGAACAAACAUCCAAAAGUGCCAUUUUGUGAAUGAAUGCAUUUUUAAAACCUUUCCUCACUUCAUGAUGGUUUUUAAUGGGGGAUUUAUUUUACACUUAUAGGGAUCCAUUUCUGAAAUCAUAAAUUAGCGCAGUAUUAGAAAACAUUAUUCCGUUACCUCUUUUAAAAGAAAAUAUACUCCUGUCUAAUUCUUCAAAGUUUUAAUCUUCAAUUUUAAUUUCUAGUAUAUCACAUAGUGGUCCUCAUUCAGUGAUUUGUUAUUGAGGGUCCAAAACACACUGCAGAAAUAAUUCAGUUUGAUACCACUUUAGCUGCCCUGGCUCAGUGUUAGGGAAACCUGGGAACUGCAGUUUAUUGUGGCACCAGGGUGCUCUGAUAAAGAUGCUAAAUGUCUCACAAAACUAUAGUUCUCAUAAUUCCUUAUCUUUGAGCCAGGGCAGUUAAAGUGGUCUGAAACUGGAUUAUUUCUGCAGUGUGUUUUGGACCGAGCUUUCUUCUUCACCUUGCAUGUUUUGUACAGACAGAUUAUACUGUGUCCAGUGAGAUGGAUUAAAACUGCUCACUACUUCUGGUUUAUGGAUUGGGGCACAAAUGUAGGCUCUGUACCUGUUUUCUAAAUUUUAAACAGAGUUGUAUUUUUAGUUACAUCUUAUGCUCUGAGUUCUCUUCUGCAUAUAAUUGUCAUUGACCUUAUUAGGCUAAGUAUCUGUUGGAUUUAGUAUAAGAUUCUAAGUUCUAGCUAUGCAGUCAAGAUUUCUUCUUAAGGGAGCGAGAUACACUAGAUAAUUACACUGACACUCCUUAGAGAAAUGCCACAUUUGGAACUGAAAUUUACUUGUAAGUUAGAGCAAAAGCUCUUCUGAUGUUAGAAAUGUGCAUAUGAAGCUAUCCAGUAUUGAAGCAGACAUCCUAAGCAAGCCUCUGAAUUGUGGGACUAUUAUGUUUAGCUUUGAAGUGUUAGAAUUGUAUAUUAAAUAGCUUUUUUGUUUUUUAGGGAUGUAACAAUUUUAUAUGAAGUUGAUUUUAUUAGAUAUCACAUUAUUUUUAUUCAUUUUCUUCCAUUUUGUGAAUAAAAUAAUACUUCCCUGCCACCCAUUAAAAAUAAAAUACAAAUAUCAUUAGUCACAUCCACCAUGUUCUUACAGUAUAUAUUCUUACAGUUCAUUUUCCUCUUGAAUACUUUAAAGUACAAGCUUCUCUUCUUAUAAACCUAUUUUCCCAUAUGCAGUAUCUAAUUUGUUAAUUUUUAACGGCCCAAGUUUUAUGAUGUGAUAAGUAAUUAAAUACACUUUAUUGUCUUCAUGAAUGGGCUAUCAUGGGAAUACCAACCAAUGUAGAUAGUGCCCUUUUUAUUUUGGGCACUAAUGAUAGAACAAGUAUGAAAACAUAUGUGUUGUAUCUAGACUUGUGCUCAGUGGCACACUGCUGGUACAGAGGAAAGGAGAUAACUCUCAGCACUCUCUACAUAAAACUUCAGUGUGUUCCCAUUUAUGUCAGUGAGUUCUAAAUGAAUAUGGAAUAGCUUUGUAUUACUUUAGAAUAAUGCAGCGUAGUUAAACUACAUAAAGGGCAUGUCAAACUGGGAGGCAUCACCUAUUUCCAAAGCAUACUGCUUUGUUACCUUACUAGAGUCCAUGGUAUAAAGUGCUGGGUGCAUCAGGAUUUCAUCCAGCCAAUGUUAAACUUUAUGGCUUUACUCAAGCUCCCCAUAUACAGUGUUGCACAGGGAGAAUGAAGUAAUUAUACAUUUGUCUCUUUGAAGUUAACAAGGGCUUUUAACUGUGACUGAAUAGUAAUUAGUACGCUAGCAUGAACUUGAGUUAUUUUGCCUAAAGAUAAAGUUUAUAAUAGCUAAUAUUCCUUUGAACAGGGGAACAGCAGCAACCAAAGAAGUGGUUCACUGGCAGGAAUCACCAACUGCUACCACUGUCAGAGAUGUUGAAGUGGGGAAAUUAUUUUUAGUGGCAGCCAGAGGGACGUGAUGAUGGAGGUAGAGGAUGGUCAGCACUAUCCAAGUACAUUGCUAAUUACUUGGGAGCCAUUGGUGUGCAUGAGCCACCUCUUAAUAAGUUUCCAGUAAGAAUGUGUUUUCCACCCCAUCCCUGGUGGUUGCCAGGCACCUAGUGAUUCCUCCCACGAAACCACUUCACUAAUUGCUCUGAGCAAGAAUGCUAUUCGUAUGAAAGUCACAGUAUGAAGAACUUUAACAACAGCAACAACAAAAGUGUUGUUGCUGAAACUGCCUGAAUUCUAACAUAAAAAAUGCUUGACCCUCCUCUUUUUGGCAGCCUCUUGGAAUUUCACUUACUGUGUCAUUAGGAUAAAGAAAAGUGCAUAUCACUUAUGCUUUGUCUGAGGCUUGACAGUUAGGUUGCAGUGUGGUUUAGAAAUUGUAAGUACUUUAAAUGCAGUUUGCAUCAUGACAGAGGAGAUUGUACGUGACUCGCGUGCAAAUAUCCCUGACGGGAUAGAUGCGAGUUUAACUGUCAGGGAUGGAUCUUACUGCACUCUCCUGUGGUCAGGCCAUAGGCAGCCCGUAUGCAGCCUAGGCUUAUUAUGUGGCUUUUCAAGAAUGGGAUUUUCCUGUUCUUAAAAAGUUACAGGACAAGCCUGGGUUGCAUACAAGCUGCCUACGGCUUGACUAUGGGAGAAUGCAGUAAGAUCCGUAAUUGACAGUUAAAUACACGUCUAUCCCAUUGGGGAUAUUCACAUGCGAUUCGCAUGUUAUAAUCUCCAGAGUUUUUAAAAGGUCCUUAGUAUAAAAGCAAAUUCUUCAACAUAGCUAAAGCAACUAUAGAUUUGGACUGAAACAAGUAAGAACAUGCAAUGACAUUUUGAAAUGCAACUUAAAGUGUUAUUGAAUAGUGAGUGUGACUUUUAUUGUAAAAAAUGCUGCUUUGAGUGUAUUUUGAGCUCACAGACAAGGUUUAAAUCAGGAGCCAUAAACGUGUAGAGAGUUGUAUAACUACAAUAGACUGAAAGUUGGUUUUUCAGUACCAUCAGUUUUUCAUUUAUACUUAGCUUUGAUGUGAAAUUUUAGAAACAACAGAACUGCUAUUUUCAUUCCUGGAUGUCUGAUAGCUUGUGCCUUAGUCUUCAAGAAACAUGCACUUUGUUUAUUUGAAAAUCAUGAUCAUCUGUUGCCCAUCCUCAUCUUGUAAGCAUAUGGUCUAUGUCUUUUACAGUUACAUUUCAAAAUUUUGAUCUGAUAUAGUCAAAAACGAAUCAUGUAUAUAUGACUUUUUACAGAAUUGUUCAUACUUGUCUUCCAUGACUUGCAGAUUUCUGUAUUCAGAGCUGUGCAUAGCUGUUUGCAAAGACCCAAACAGAUUGUCCUGAAUUGUAACCCUUUGUUUUCAGAGCAUAGAAUUCCAUAAUGCUGAACAGUUCAUACAAACUCUUCAGUGCCAAAGGGUUCGUAAUUUUGGUAAUUUAAAUGAAGAUCUGAAACCUAUUUAGAAUAACAGUAUUUUUUUUUAAUUAUGUACAAAUAUUUUCCAAUGCCAGAAAUAUCCUGACUUACACUGCAGUUGACAGUGACUAUUCCAGUGCUGGUCAUUAGUGUCUUGUUACACAUUUUAAUCUCUUUGAUAGUCAAUAAGUCCUGAUGACAUGCCAACCACUCUAGUAGUAACUCGGGUUUAACAUAAUCUACUGCUUAUUUUACCUUAUAUAAAUAUUAUUUCCUCAUCUCUAAAAAUGAUAGUAUUAAAGUAAAACAGUGAAGGAAAUAGCUUUUACUGUACGUAGGUAAAAAUGUUGCCUUAAAAGGUGUAAAUUAGUAAAUUUACUUUGCACUGAUUCACCUUGGGGUAAAACCUAAUUUAUAGCCAGUACAUUUGCUUUAAACAAGUAGAAUAAGCAGCUGAAUACUUUUUUAGAUGCCUUGAUAGCCUCCUGGGUGAUAAGCUAGGGUGCUUCCAGACAGAGGGCUCCUCAUGUUACUAAAUAAAAGGCAUUGUGCAGCUGUUUGGUGUUCUCCUCCUCCCCCCAAAAAAAUUUGGGGGGGGGGGAAUAUUGAAGAAAUGUUGAGAACCACAACAGCUGCAAGGAGAAGACAUACGCUAGAAUCCUCUUGGUGAUAUAUACAGGUGUAUGCCUGCAUAUGUAUUUUUUUUUCACAUUGUGGAAGAAGGCAUCCUGCACUUGCUUCUGCAAUGCCCCUUGCCCUUGCAAUUCUCUGCUAUAUCCCCCUGACCACUGACUGGCUGCACAGAUUUAGCCAGGCAUGUUCUAGCUGCUCUUGCACAUCUGGGGUGUUGCUCUAGGCAGAGGCUGCUCCUUCUUUCCCUAGUAGACAAGGACAGCUAGAAUGUACCUGGGCACUCUCCCAUAGCAGAUUAGUGGCCAAGAGGAUGAAGCAGCUGCACAUGCAAGGGAGCUGUUUUUGCACACCUGAGGAAGAAGUGGGAAAGGGAGCAGUUUCCACCCCUACAUAACAACAUACAUAUGCAGGAGGAAAUUUGUGUUCUGCCAACGUACUUACUGGAUCUCAAUCAUUGAUUUCUAGAUCCUUGUGCAAGUCUAUUUGAGCGACUGCACGAUUAAAAGCCUUAUCCGAAAGCACUCCUAGUUUACUUUGUCAGUGGCUGUAUUUGCCUCCCAGGAAAUAUGGUUUUUCUGAUCUUUUUUUAAAAUGAUUUUUUAAAACUGUGUUUUACAAGAAGGAUGUCUGAAUUUUAAUAUGGUGUAGACAUCUUCUGUAUUUAAUUUUUUUUAAGUAUCACAUAUAGAAUACAAAAUUUUAAUAUCAUGCUUUUUGAUGUAGGAACCUGAAGAACUCUGUGUAGAUAUGCACAAACUGCUCACAAUCCUGUUCUUACAGUGUUCCAUACUGCAAACUAUGUAAGACUUGUUAUUCCUGAUUAUUGAGUGUACAAAGCAUGUCAGUCACUUAGCAUCCAUCAGAACAUUUUCUCCUCCCCCCCUUUUAUUUCAAAUGCAUUGAUCCCUAUGUAUAAAAUGUGUCCUUUAUAAAGGUAAGUUUCAAGUAUAAAAUAUCAUGGAUAGUUAUAAUGCAUUCUUAAAAAAAAUGCACUGGUCUGCAUUGUUUAAAAUGGUAUGUAUUAUACAUAUGUUUUGUAAAUGAUUUGUCUUGAAGUCACCAGUCUGCUAACAUAAUGAAUGUAUUUUGUUAAGUUUGGUCAGUAAUUUAAUGUUUUUAGAAUUAGGUAGUGAGAAAGGUGCAAUCCAUUACCUAACACAAUACAAAUAUUGUGAAUAACCAUUUAAUUUAGUGAACAUACAGGCACAUAGUUGUGUCAAUAUAUACUUGUAUUCUGAAUAUAUAUUUGUCUUGUGAUUUUACUAUUUGGUUUUUUUUUAUUUUGUAACUUUUUAGCAAAUUAGUCAAUUAUAGGAAGGUGGUUACAAUAAUUGGUGUAAAAUAAAGGUUUUCAUAUUUAGUAUAUAUUGUCACUAUUUGGCAGUCCUUGAGUAACUUAUUUAAUAGCCAAGUUUUUAUAAUGCAAUUUAUUAGUAAGGAGAUGCCUCCUUUACUAUUUUGUUCUCAAUGUUUUAUUUUGUAAGUGUGUCUUCCAGUGUUCAGGACAUCUAGCUGAACAAUAACCUGUACUUUGAUUUGAGGUGUAAUGCCACACUUCAUUCCAAUUUUUAUGACAAUUUUCUAAUUACGCAUAAGAUUUCCUUUUAUAAUAAAAUCCAAAGCAAGUUAACACUGCUUCAGAUGUGGAAACAAUAUUUUAUUAUUUUAUAUGGUUACAAAUUUUUCUCCAAUAUGUAAUGUGAAAAAUCCAGCCUUUAUAAUUUGUUUAAUGACAGUUGCAAAAACUAUUUUUUGUAAUUUCAAAAUGUUGACAAAAAGCAAUAAAAUAUCACUGACUUUAA